This is a messenger RNA of Ilex paraguariensis (yerba mate), 300 nucleotides long. The record is from the annotation of a GenBank genome assembly. Lineage: Eukaryota; Viridiplantae; Streptophyta; Magnoliopsida; Aquifoliales; Aquifoliaceae.
AUGGCCUGGCGAUUUUGGGAGAAUUUGAGCUGGCCAGUCACAGCAUAUCCGGGUCUGUAUUCGGCGACCUUCAUUACAGUUCUUGCUUUGGCUCUUGCCCUCUACUAUGUGGUCUCUGGGAGGUCUAAAAACUUCGAGGAACAAAUGCAGCAGCUUGGAGAGAUCACUGAGGAGGAGUUGAAGCAGUACAAAGCAGCCUGCAACAUGAUCUCAUCAGUCUGGCUUUCAAGAGAUUUGAUGAUUAAUGUUGUUGAAUCAACUGUUAAUCUGAGUCAAGUACCUGAAACUUUACCCGUUUAA